AGUCCUGAGGGGAGCGAAUGUUUUGUGUAGGGGCACGCGUGUCGCUGUGCGCAUGUGCAGGCCACCCCGCGAUUUUCGCCGCCGCUACUCCCUCCUGAGACCCUGGCUGUGUGGUCUAGCCGCGUUUGAACCGGAAGCGGGAAGGCGAGCGUGGAGAAACAGCUCCGCGGUCCACGGCGGCCCUAGCGCUCGGAUUGCAGCGAUAAUUAGCCACGUUCCAAAGUGAUGAUGUAGAGAAGAGUACUGUUAGUCCAGGAGUGACAGGUUCUGUCCAAACAUCCGGGAAGAAUCAGCUCCGCAGGUGUAAAUUGUUCACUGGAGUGGUUGCAAAGCAUCCAGAUAGGAGGAAAUACAAGUAAAGGCACCAAGUGUAGAAAGUUCCUGAAACUCCAGAGGAGCUCUGUUACUGAAGGAUACAGAAUUGUGAGGAUGUGUCUUCUGAAGUCGUAAGCCAUGAGUCUAGCACUUAAUGAUCUGCUUAUCUGCUGCCGGCAGCUGGAACACGAUAGAGCUACAGAACGAAGGAAAGAAGUGGAGAAAUUUAAGCGCUUGAUUCAGGAUCCUGAAACGGUUCACCAUUUAGAUCGGCAUUCAGAUUCCAAACAAGGAAAAUAUUUAAAUUGGGAUGCUGUUUUCAGAUUUUUACAGAAAUAUAUUCAAAAAGAAACAGAAUGUCUGAGAACAGCAAAAUCCAAUGUAUCAGUCUCAACACAAACCUCCAGACAGAAGAAGAUGCAAGAGCUCAGCAGUUUGGUCAGAUAUUUCAUCAAAUGUGCAAAUAAAAGAGCACCCAGGCUAAAAUGUCAAGAACUCUUGAAUUAUGUCGUGGAUACAGUGAAAGAUUCAUCUAAUGGUACUAUUUAUGGAGCUGAUUGUAGCAACAUACUCCUCAAAGACAUUCUUUCAGUGAGAAAAUACUGGUGUGAAAUAUCUCAGCAGCAGUGGCUAGAAUUGUUCUCUGUGUACUUCAGGCUGUAUCUCAAACCUUCACAAGACAUUAAUCGAGUUUUAGUGGCUAGAAUAAUUCAUGCUGUCACCAGAGGGUGCUGUACACAGACUGAUGGCUUAAAUUCAAAGUGUUUUGAUUUUUUUUCCACGGCUAUUCAGUAUGCAAGACAAGAAAAGAGCUCUGCAGGCCUAAGUCAUAUCUUAGCAGCCCUUAUCAUUUUCCUCAAGACUUUGGCUGUCAACUCUCGAAAACGAAUGUGUGAAUUAGGAGAAGAAAUUCUUCCUACUUUACUGUAUAUUUGGACUCAACAUAGACUCAAUGAUUCCUUAAAAGAAGCAAUAAUUGAAUUAUUUCAACUGCAAAUUUAUAUCCAUCAUCCACAAGGAGCCAAAACCAGUGAAAAAGGUGCUUAUGAAUCAACAAAAUGGAAAAGUAUCUUAUACAACUUAUAUGACCUGCUGGUGAAUGAGUUAAGUCAUAUAGGAAGUAGAGGAAAAUAUUCUUCAGGAUCUCGUAAUAUUGCUGUCAAGGAAAAUUUGAUUGCCCUAAUGGCAGAUAUUUGUCACCAGCUUUUUAAUGAAGAUAACCAGUCCGUGGAGACUUCUCAGUCCUCUGCUAUAACACAGCGAGAAUCUACCGAUUACAGUGUGCCUUGCAAGAGAAGGAAAAUAGAACUAGGCUGGGAAGUAAUAAAAGAUUAUCUUCAGAAAUCACAGAAUGAUUUUGAUCUUGUGCCUUGGCUACAGAUUACAGCCCAGUUAAUAUCAAAGUAUCCUUCUAGUUUACCUAAUUGUGAGCUGUCUCCAUUACUGUUGAUACUGUACCAGCUUCUACCUCAACAGCGACGUGGGGAACGCACACCAUAUGUGUUACGAUGCCUUAUGGAAAUUGCUGUGUGUCAAGGCAAGAAAUCAAGCCUAGAAAGCUCUCAAAAGUCAGAUUUAUUAAAACUCUGGCUUAAAAUUUGGUCUGUUACCUUUUGUGGUAUAAGUUCUGAACAAAUACAAACUGAAAACUUUGGUUUACUUCGGGCCAUUAUUCAAGGUAGUUUAGUGGAACUUGACAGAGAAUUCUGGAAGUUAUUUACUGGCACAGCCUGUAAACCUUCAAGUUCUUCAAUUUCCUGUCUUACUUUGGCCCUGACCACCUGUGUAGUUCCAGACACAAAAAAAAUGGAAACAGAGCAAAAUACAUGUGAAGUAAAUAGAAGUUUUUCUUUAAAGGAAUCAAUAAUGAGAUGGCUUUUGUUCUAUCAGUUAGAGGCUGACCUAGAAGACAGUACAGAAUUGCCUCCAGUUCUUCAGAGUUAUUUUCCUCAUCUUGGAGUGGAGAAAAUUCUUGUGAGUCUCAUUAUGAAAAACUCUAAAGCUGCAAUGAAUUUUUUCCAAAGUGUGCCAGAAUGUGAGCAGCACCAGAAAGAUAAAGAAGAGCCUUCGUUUUCAGAAGUAGAAGAACUAUUUCUUCAGACAACUUUUGACAAGAUGGAUUUUUUAAGCAGUGUGAAAGAAUGUGCUGUAGCGAAGUUUCAACUUAGCAUUGGCUUUUCUGUCCAUCAAAAUCUGAAGGAAUCAUUGGAUCGCUAUCUUCUGGGAUUAUCAGAACAGCUUCUAAAUAAUUACUCAUCUGAGAUUACCAGUUCAGAAGCACUUGUCCGAUGUUCAAGUCUUUUGGUUGGCGUCCUUGGCUGCUAUUGUUAUGUGGGCAUAACAACACAAGAGGAAGCAUAUAAAUCAGAAUUAUUCCAGAAGGCCAAGUCUCUAAUGCAGUAUGCAGGAGAAAGUAUUGCUCUGUUUAAAAAUAAGACAAAUGAAGAGUCUAGAAUUGGUUCUUUGAGAAACAUGAUUCAUCUGUGUUCAAAUUGCUUGUGUAGACAUACCAAGCAAAGUCCAAAUAAGAUUUCAUCUGACUUUUUCCUACGAUUGUUAACAUCAAAGCUUAUGAAUGACAUUGCAGAUAUUUGUAAAAGUUUAGCAUCCUGUACGAAAAAGCCAUUUGAUUAUGUAGACGUGCACUCAAUAGAAGAUGAUACAGAGGAAAAUCUAAUGGAGGCGCAGGGUUCAACAUCUAUGAGCAUGUUUAGUGAUUGUCCUGCUAGCACUGUGAGUGAUGCCAGUGAUUCUGGAGAGAACCAGAAUGCUAUUGGUGCUGUGAAUCCUUUAACUGAAGACUAUCUUUCAAAGUCAGAUCUACUGCUUUUAGACAUGCUCAGGUUCCUGUGCAUGUGUGUAACUGCAUCCCAUACCAAUGCUAUGUCUUUUAGAUCAGCUGAUAUUCGAAGAAAAUUGUUAAUUCUUCUUGAUUCUAGCACACUCGAUCUUACUAAACCCCUCCACCUACACAUGUACUUAGUGCUUCUAAAGGAUCUCCCUGGAGAUGAGUAUCCUUUGCCAAUGGAAGAUGUUAUUGAACUUCUGAAACCACUAUCCCAUGUGUGUUCUUUGCAUCGUCGUGAUCAAGAUGUUUGUAAAUCCAUUUUAAACCAUGUCCUUCAUGUUGUGACAAACCUAGGACAAGGUAGUCUGGACCUUGAGAACACAAGGGAUGCUCAAGGACAGUUCCUGACAGUGGUUGGAGCAUUUUGGCAUCUGACAAAGGAGCAGAAAUGUGCAUUCUCUGUAAGAAUGGCCUUAGUAAAAUGUCUUCAAACACUGCUUGAGGCUGAUCCAUAUUCAAAGUGGGCUAUUCUUAACGUAAUGGGAGAAGACUAUCCUAUAAAUGAAGUAUUUCCACAAUUCCUUGCCGAUGAUCAUCACCAAGUUCGAAUGUUGGCUGCAGGGUCAAUCAAUAGAUUAUUCCAGGAGAUGAAGCAAGGAGAUUCCUUCAGGUGUUUGAAAGCACUUCCUUUGACGCUCCAGCAAACAGCUUUUGAAAAUGCAUACAUGAAGGCUCGGGAAGGGUUGCACAGUGCUCAGAACCUUGACCUUCCGGAUGAGAUUUAUAAUAGAAAGUCUGUUUUGCUGAUGGUGAUAGCUGUGGUCCUACACUGCAGCCCUGUCUGUGAAAAGCAGGCGUUGUUUGCCUUGUGCAAAUCUGUGAAGGAGAAUGGAUUAGAACCUCACCUUGUGAAAAAGGUUUUAGAGAAACUUUCUGAAGCAUUUGGAUACAGACGUGUGGAAGAUUUCAUGGCUUCCCAUUUAGACUACCUGGUUUCAGAGUGGCUAAACCUUCAAGACACUGAAUGCAGUUUAUCCUCUUUUCCUUUUAUCUUACUGAACUACACAAGUGUUGAGGAUUUCUAUAGGUCUUGUUACAAAGUUUUGAUUCCACAUUUGGUGAUCAGAAGUCAUUUUAAUGAGGUGAAGUCCAUUGCUAAUCAGAUUCAAAAGGAAUGGAGAACUCUUCUGAUAGACUGCUUUCCAAAGAUUCUUGUAAACAUUCUUCCUUAUUUCGCCUAUGAGAGUACAGGAGACAGUAGCAUAACACAAAAAAGAGAGACUGCCGCCAAGGUCUAUGACAUCCUUAAAGAUGAAAACUUACUUGGAAAGCAGAUUGACCACUUAUUCAUUAGUAAUUUACCAGAGAUUGUGGUGGCGUUACUGAUGACAUUACAUGAAACAGCUAAUUCUGGUACCAGUGAGAGCACUGAGCUCUGUGACUUUUCAGGAGAUUUGGAGCCUUCUCCUAAUCCACCAUAUUUUCCAUCUCAUGUUAUUAAAGCAACAUUUGCCUACAUCAGCAAUUGUCAUAAAACCAAACUUAAAAGCAUUUUAGAAGUUCUUUCCAAAAGCCCAGAUUCCUAUCAGAAGAUUCUUCUGGCCAUUUGUGAGCAAGCAGCUGAGACAAAUAGUGCAUAUAAAAAACACAGAAUUCUUAAGAUAUAUCACCUGUUUGUUAGCUUAUUACUGAAAGACAUAAAAAGCGGCUUGGGAGGUGCUUGGGCCUUUGUUCUUCGAGAUGUUAUUUAUACUUUGAUUCACUCUGUCAACAAAAGGCCUUCUUUCAUGGAUGUGUCAUUACAUAGCUCUUCCCUUUGUUGUGACCUUUUAAGUCGAGUUUGUCGCACUGCAGUAACUCACUGCAAGGAUGCUCUAGAAAACCAUCUUCAUGUUAUUGUUGGUACACUUAUACCCCUUGUGGAUGAUCAGGAGGUUCAAGAACAGGUAUUGGACCUGUUGAAAUACCUUGUGAUAGACAACAAGGACAAUGAAAGCCUUUAUCUCACCAUUAAACUUUUAGAUCCUUUUCCUGACCGUGUUGUUUUUAAGGAUUUGCGAACUACUCAGCAGAAAAUCAAAUACAGUAGAGGACCCUUCUCACUCUUGGAGGAAAUUAACCAUUUUCUCUCAGUAAGUGUUUAUGAUGCACUUCCACUGACAAGGCUUGAAGGACUAAAGGACCUUCGAAGACGGCUGGAACAGCAUAAAGAUCAGAUGACAGAUCUCCUGAGCACAUCUCAGGAUAACCCACAAGAUAGCGUCGUGGUGAAGCUAGUUGUCAACUUAUUGCAGUUAUCCAAGAUGGCAGUGAACCAGACCGGUGAACGAGAAGUUUUAGAGGCCGUUGGAAAGUGUUUGGGAGAAAUAGGUCCUAUGGAUUUCUCUACUAUAGCUAUACAGCAUAAUAAAGACACAUCUUAUGCCAAAGCCCUUGUGUUAUUUGAAGAUAAAGAACUUCAGUGGACCUUAAUAAUGCUGACCUCCUUAAAUAACACACUGAUUGAAGAUUGUGUCAGAGUUCGAUCAGCUGCUGCUAUGUGUUUGAAAAACAUUUUGGCUACAAAGACUGGACAUAGUUUCUGGGAGAUUUAUAAGAAGACAACAGAUCCUGUGCUGACCUAUCUACAGCCUUUUAGAACAUCAAGGAAAAAGUUUUUAGAACUACCUGAGUUUGUUAAAGAAAACCCUCUAGAAUGCCUGGAUGAUGUCAGUCUGUGGAUUCCUCAAAGUGAAAAUCAUGACAUUUGGAUAAAGACACUGACCUGUGCAUUUUUGGACAGUGGAGGCAUAAAAAGUGAAAUUCUUCAAUUAUUAAAGCCAAUGUGUGAAGUGAAAACUGACUUUUGUCAGACUGUGCUGCCAUACUUGAUUCAUGAUAUUUUACUCCAAGAUACAAAUGAGUCAUGGAGAAACCUGCUGUCUACACACAUUCAAGGAUUUUUUACCAGCUGUCUUAGACACUUGUCACAAGCAAGCCGAUCAGCAACUCCUGCAAAUUCAGACUCGGAGUCAGAGCACCUUUUCCGAUGCUGUUUGGGUAAAAAAUCACAACGAACAAUGCUUGCUGUUGUAGACUAUAUGAGGAGACAGAAGAGGCCUUCUUCAGGAACAGUUUUUGAUAAUGCUUUCUGGCUGGAUUUGAAUUAUCUUGAGGUAGCAAAGGUGGCUCAGUCUUGUGCUGCACACUUCACAGCAUUGCUUUAUGCAGAAAUCUAUGCGGAUAAGAAAAGCUUGGACGAUCAAGAGAAAAGAAAUGUUCUUAUGAUAAACAGAAGUCUUACAUUUGAAGAAGGAAGUCAAGGUACAACUAUUUCUAGUUUGAGUGAGAAAAGUAAAGAAGAAACUGGAAUAAGUUUACAGGCUCUUCUCUUAGAGAUCUACAGAAGCAUCGGAGAGCCAGACAGCCUGUAUGGCUGUGGUGGAGGAAAAAUGUUACAACCCCUCACUCGAAUACGAACAUAUGAACAUGAAGCAAUGUGGGGAAAAGCCUUAGUAACAUAUGACCUUGAGACUGCAAUCUCCCCCUCGGCCCGCCAGGCAGGAAUAAUUCAGGCCUUGCAGAAUUUGGGACUCUGCCAUAUUCUUUCCGUGUAUUUAAAAGGAUUAGAUCAUGAAAACAGAGAGUGGUGUGCUGAACUACAGGAACUCCAUUACCAAGCAGCAUGGAGGAAUAUGCAGUGGGACCUUUACAGUGCUGCAAACCAAGAACUAGAAGGAACCAGUUACCACGAAUUGUUGUACAAUGCUCUGCAGUCUCUAAGAGACAGAGAAUUCUCCACAUUUUAUGAAAGUCUCAGAUAUGCCAGAGUUAAAGAAGUUGAAGAGUUGUGUAAAGGCAGUCUUGAAUCUGUAUAUUCACUGUACCCAACACUUAGUAGAUUGCAGGCAAUUGGAGAGCUGGAAAACAUCGGGGAACUUUUCUCAAGGUCUGUAACAGACAGACAACUCUCUGAAGUAUACUCAAAGUGGCAGAAACACUCCCAGCUUCUGAAGGACAGUGACUUCAGUUUUCAGGAGCCCAUCAUGGCUCUACGCACAGUCAUUUUGGAGAUCCUGGUGCAAAAGGAAAUGGAGUACUCCCAAAGAGAAUGCUUUAAGGACAUUCUCACCAAACACCUGGUGGAAUUCUCUAUUCUGGCCCGAACUUUCAAGAACACUGAGCUCCCUGAGAGGGCAAUUUUUCAAAUCAAGCAAUAUAAUUCAGCUGUUUGUGGAGUCUCUGAGUGGCAUUUGGAGGAAGCACAAGUAUUCUGGGCAAAAAAGGAGCACAGUCUUGCCCUAAGUAUUCUCAAGCAAAUGAUCAAGAAGUUGGACUCCAGCUGUAUAGAGAAUGAUGCCAGUCUAAAACAUAUAUAUGCAGAAUGUCUGAGGGUUUGUGGCAACUGGUUGGCAGAAACUUGCUUAGAAAAUCCUGCAGUCAUCAUGCAGACCUAUCUAGAAAAGGCAGUGGAAGUUGCUGGAAGUUAUGAUGGUGAAAGUGAUGAGCUCAGAAAUGGACAGAUGAAGGCAUUUCUCUCAUUAGCACGAUUCUCUGAUACUCAGUACCAGAGAAUUGAGAACUACAUGAAAUCUUCAGAAUUUGAAAACAAGCAAGCUCUCUUAAAAAGGGCUAAAGAGGAAGUAGGUCUUCUAAGAGAACAUAAAAUUCAGACUAACAGAUACACAGUAAAGGUUCAGCGAGAACUGGAACUCGAUGAAUGCGCACUCCGAGCACUGAAAGAGGAUCGUAAGCGCUUCUUAUGUAAAGCAGUUGAAAACUACAUCAACUGCUUAUUAAGUGGAGAAGAACAUGAUAUGUGGGUAUUUCGACUUUGUUCCCUCUGGCUUGAAAAUUCUGGAGUUUCUGAAGUCAAUGGCAUGAUGAAGAGAAAUGGAAUGAAGAUUUCAUCUUAUAAAUUUUUGCCUCUUAUGUAUCAAUUGGCUGCUAGGAUGGGGACCAAAAUGAUGGGAGGCCUGGGAUUUCAUGAAGUCCUCAAUAAUCUGAUCUCUAGGAUUUCAAUGGAUCAUCCUCAUCAUACUUUGUUUAUUAUACUGGCCUUAGCCAAUGCAAACAAAGAUGAGCUUUUGAGCAAACCAGAGGCAGCAAGAAGGAGUAGAAUGAUAAAAAGUGCACCUAAGGAAAGCUCUGCGCUUGACGAGGAUCGAAUAGAGGCUGCAAACAAAAUAAUAUACACUAUCAGAACUAGGAGAUCCAAGAUGGUGAAGAACGUGGAGACCCUCUGUGAUGCUUACAUCAUAUUGGCAAACUUGGAUGCCUCUCAGUGGAGGUCUCAGAGAAAGGGCAUCAGUAUUCCAGCUAACCAACCAAUCACUAAACUUAAGAAUUUAGAAGAUGUUGUUGUUCCUACUAUGGAAAUUAAGGUGGAUCCCACAGGAGAGUAUGGAAAUCUGGUGACUAUACAGUCAUUUAAGUCAGAAUUUCGUUUAGCAGGAGGCUUAAAUUUACCCAAGAUAAUAGACUGUGUGGGCUCUGAUGGCAAGGAGAGGAGGCAGCUUGUCAAGGGCCGUGAUGACCUAAGACAAGAUGCUGUCAUGCAGCAGGUUUUUCAGAUGUGUAAUUCAUUACUACAGAGGAACACUGAAACCAGGAAGAGGAAACUGACCAUCUGCACAUACAAGGUGGUUCCCCUCUCUCAGCGAAGUGGUGUUCUUGAGUGGUGCAUAGGAACUGUCCCCAUUGGUGAAUAUCUUGUUAACAAUGAAGAAGGUGCUCAUACAAGAUACCGGCCAAAUGAUUUCAGUGCCAUUCACUGCCAAAAGAAAAUGAUGGAGGUGCAAAAGAAAUCUUUUGAAGAGAAAUAUGAGAUCUUUAUGACUGUUUGCAAAAACUUUCAACCAGUUUUCCGUUACUUCUGCAUGGAAAAAUUCUUGGACCCAGCUGUUUGGUUUGAGAAACGAUUGGCUUAUACCCGCAGUGCGGCCACUUCUUCUAUUGUUGGUUACAUCCUUGGACUUGGUGAUAGGCAUGUACAGAAUAUCUUGAUAAAUGAACAGUCAGCAGAACUUGUACACAUAGACUUGGGGGUUGCUUUUGAGCAGGGGAAAAUCCUUCCUACUCCAGAAACGGUGCCUUUUCGACUCACCAGGGAUAUCGUGGAUGGCAUGGGCAUCACUGGUGUUGAGGGUGUCUUCAGAAGAUGCUGUGAGAAGACCAUGGAAGUUAUGCGUAAUUCCCAGGAAACUCUGUUAACCAUCGUAGAGGUCCUUUUGUACGAUCCACUCUUUGACUGGACCAUGAACCCUUUGAAAGCUUUGUAUUUACAGCAGAGGCCGGAAGAUGAAACUGAGCUCCAGUCUACCCUGAAUGCAGACCACCAAGAAUGCAAACAAAAUCUUAGUGACAUGGACCAGAGUUUCAACAAAGUAGCUGAACGUGUCUUGAUGAGGUUGCAAGAGAAGCUGAAAGGAGUGGAGGAAGGCACCGUGCUCAGUGUGGGUGGACAGGUCAACCUGCUCAUCCAGCAGGCCAUGGAUCCCAAAAACCUCAGCCGACUUUUCCCAGGAUGGAAAGCUUGGGUGUGAUCUUCAGCCUAUGAAUUACCUUUGAACUCAGCAUUUAGAAAUUACAUCUCACCAAAUUUGGGUAAAGAUUAUUUACAUGAAGAACUCUAUUUGAACUGAUAUGUAUUCUUUGAUUUGGUAACACCCAAAGCUGCUUUGAUGAUUGUCCAAGAACAUUUCUGCUCUCAUAUAUUAGAAGUAAUAGUUAUUAUCUACUUCCAGUCUUAGUGUUGAACCUGAAGAUUGCACAUGUAUUGUUUUCAGUAGGAUCCUGGGCUUGUACGUUAGCUGUCAUACUUGUUUUCAGUAAGACUACAGUAUGUGCCUAAGCUGAGAGCAGUGGAACCAGAGAGGGACAGUUCUGCCUUCGGUAUGCGUUAGAGCAAACAAGUGUUCUCUGCUUUGAGCUGCUUUUAGUAAUGAAAACAUGUUUUCUAGAUAAUGUGUAUACACAUGCAAAUAUAUGUGAUGAAUUAAUAUUACAAGAAAGGAAAACUUAAAAUUCUGUAUAUAUCAUGAGAAACCUACAUUAAAAUGAAUGCUGGGUUGGGGGUAUGGCUCAGUGUGGCACACUUGCCCAACAUGUAUGAGGGCCUGUGUGUUCAAGACGAGAGUUAUAAAUUUUUAAAAAAAGAAAGCAUCUUGAAAACAACAUAAUACAGAUUGAGCAUCCUUAAUCCAAAUCCAAAAUAUAAAAUGUUCUGAUAGCUACACUUUCUGUCAUACUGGGCACAUUUCAUAUUUCAGGUUAGGGAUGCUUAGCCUGGUAGUCUACAUAAAUAUUCAAACUCUGAAAAUGCCCCAAAUCUGAAGCAUAUCUUGGGUCCCAAGCAUUUUUGAAUAAGGGAUUCUGAAUCUGUAUUUUAAGAUGUAUUUUAACUUUCAGUAGCAAGUUCAGGCAGAGUUACCAUAUAAUGAAGGUGUUAGGAGAAACAACUUUCAAAGACCCAGCUAGUGCAGUUACUGGUUUUUAAUGAGCAUUGGCCCUGUUCAUUCUAUUCUCUUUGUCGCCUAAGCCCUUUUAGAUUUCUGGUUGCUUUAUUUUUUCCUCACAUAUUGUUUCUUAGUUUAUGAAUUCAGUUAACAUUCUUUCAUCUUCUCUUAAACCUGUUCAUUGGGUUUUUUCAAAAGUUUGUUUUCAGGACUGGAGAAGAUGGCUCAGCAAUUUUAUUACUAGAGUAAAUCAGAAUGUAUGAAUUUAGACUGUCUUUAAGAAAGUGUUGACAAUGUCAUGUUGACUGUCAUAGUGCACACCUAAAGUGUAACAAAUCGGCUAAUGAUGGCCUAGCUAAACGAAUCUGUAGAUAUUCUUAUCAGUGGCUUUAAAAGUACCAAAUUUGCAUCUAAACCUAGAAGCAGCUAAUUGAAACCUGAAAUAUUUAAGAUUAGAAAAUACUUGACAAGCUGGAACACUGUUGGAAAAAUGGCACCAGGAGCCAAAGAAGUGGUUAGACUUAUAGGAAUUAACCAAAUAGUUCUUUCAUGCUGAGUGCCUGUCAUGGAUUUCAGCCUCCUUUAGCCUUGUAGAAGAACCUUCCAAGAUUAGUAAUGAUGUCCCAGUACAGAGUCAGAGGAAGUGAAGGCUGGAAAAGUGAGGCCAAUGGUUCAAAGCUAGAAGCAGUGGCAGGUCCAAGUAUAACAUGAUCCCUCUCUUCUAUUGAAGAGAUUGUAGAUGAAAAGAAUGGCUAGUUGCUCACAAAUCAGUGAAAAGCAAUUAGAGAAACUGCUAGAAACAGAAAUAAAUUGGCCUGCUUGACUUUUGUCCAGAGUAAGGGUGGCAUUAGCCCUCCAUCCAUCUGUGCUGUCAUACCUCCUCAAGGUGGCCCCUAAUCAGGUCCUAAAUCUGAGGUCAUCAUAGUGUAUACCUAAAAUGUGAGAUGAUUAUGCACUUCAAAACUGGUUAUAAAUGAAAUAUGGCAAAGGAAAUAAAAGCAAACAGGAAGAACUUUGGACAUCUUAGAGUUUAGAAUGGACUAAUCUUGUAAGGAGAGGGCCAGGGCACUGGUUUGAAAUAGAAAAGUGCCAUUUCAAGUAUUUCAAGAGCUUAAUGGAAUUCAAAUUCUUAAUGGAGUUACGUAUUUUAUGUAGAUUUGUUUAGUACUACUAAGUAUAUUCCUUGGUUACACUGUUACCUGAAUAUGUUAUAAAAUGUUUUGAAUAAAUAACUAUAAAGUAUA
Molecule: messenger RNA, 11783 nt
Organism: Nannospalax galili (Upper Galilee mountains blind mole rat)
Lineage: Eukaryota; Metazoa; Chordata; Mammalia; Rodentia; Spalacidae
Gene: Atm
Product: ATM serine/threonine kinase
Exons: 64
Coding region: 454-9627 (3057 amino acids)
Biological process (GO): DNA repair
Molecular function (GO): protein serine/threonine kinase activity; protein binding
Source: RefSeq, a predicted model, not a curated record